AUGUGCGUGAUCUGCGCGGACCGCGCCGAGGCCGUCGCCGUUGGCCCCUGCGACCACUCUGAGAUCUGCCACCACUGCUGCCUGCGGCUGCGCAUCCUAUACCGCGACGCGCGCUGCCCCCUAUGCAAGGCGGACAAUGCGACAGUCUACCUGACGGCCGCGGCUUCAAGCGCACCUGCGGCCACCGUCGCGGAGGGCGGCGCGCCGCAGCCGCAGCCGCAGCCGCAUGCGCCGCCGCCGCCGCCGCCGCCGCCGCCGUCGUUCGAGGAGCUCGAGGCGGCGCGCGCGCGCGCGCCCGACCGGUUCUACUCGGGAAAGCGCUGGGCGCUGGGCGUGCACGUGGACAAGGCCAUGCCGGACCCGCCGCCCGCGCUGCUGGCGCCCGGCGGGGGGGUCGCGGCCGCGGCAGCGCUGCGUGCGUGGCAGGGGCGGUGGCGCGUGCCGCUGCAUGUGCAGCUGCUGCAGUGGACUAGCCGGUCGUGCCCCGUGUGCGACCCCCUGGGCCGCAACCGCCGGCCGUUUGGGACGCCCAAGGAGCUGCGGGAGCACCUGCUGACUCACGGCCGCGUGCAGUGCCCCGUCUGCGUCCAGGCGGGCCGAAGGUUCCCCCUGGAGCUUGAAGCCCACCAGAUUGAUGACCUGCCACGCCACCUGGCGCGCGCGCACAAGCACUGCGCCUUCUGCGACGAAUACUACUACGGGGAUGACGAGAUGUACGACCACAUGAAGCGGAAGCACUUCCACUGCGGCAUCUGCCAGGCCGCAGGCACCCACCACCUGUACUUUGC
Messenger RNA from Monoraphidium neglectum, 788 nucleotides. RefSeq lists its product as hypothetical. The annotation marks the transcript as partial. Gene Ontology annotation, molecular function: ribosome binding; ubiquitin protein ligase activity. The transcript is spliced from 4 exons. Gene Ontology annotation, biological process: rescue of stalled cytosolic ribosome; protein ubiquitination. The record is from RefSeq and is a predicted model, not a curated record. NCBI's taxonomy places the organism in Eukaryota, Viridiplantae, Chlorophyta, Chlorophyceae, Sphaeropleales, Selenastraceae.